This is a messenger RNA of Drosophila eugracilis, 1911 nucleotides long. RefSeq names its product leucine-rich repeat-containing protein 24. Gene Ontology annotation, cellular component: plasma membrane. The transcript is spliced from 4 exons. Gene Ontology annotation, molecular function: protein binding. Bases 80 to 1735 code for a protein of 551 amino acids. The record is from RefSeq and is a predicted model, not a curated record. Lineage: Eukaryota; Metazoa; Arthropoda; Insecta; Diptera; Drosophilidae.
ACCAAGCAGCUCGAAAAUGACGAAUCAUUAAUUGAGGAACUUUCUUCCAGUCGAUGAAAACAAUAUUUGUAUUCAGCUUAUGGCUCUGCAAUGUGUCAUAAAGCCCAAAAUGUGGUUGGGUCUUAAGCAGAUUUUGCUCUACGUGGGCCUACUGCUCUGUGUCGUUCUUCAGGUUUGCAGGAGUAAGACCCAGGUACAGAUGUUUUGCCCCUCCGUUUGCCACUGUGAUCUGCAUGCCCAGCGAAAUCGAGCGAUAUGCAGCGCCAAGCGAUUGAUAAGCGCCAAUAUAGAAAUGCCAAAAACUGUUGAGUUAUUAGACCUGAGCUACAAUGAUAUAACCACCAUUGACGAUGACUCCUUCAAGGGUACCAUCCACCUGCUAAACCUCACGUUGGCUCACAAUGCCAUCCACACCCUUUAUGGGGAUGCCUUUUCGGAAUUGGCCAGACUUCGAUACCUGGAUCUUUCGUACAAUCGCCUUGAGCAGAUCGACGAACAUAUUCUAGAGUCUAAUAAUGAACUGAUACACCUCAAUCUGGAGGGCAAUAAACUAUCCACUCUUGGAAAAGGACCCAUUUUAAGAAGUCCAUCGCUUCGCUCUCUUAAUCUGCGCAAUUCACAGGUAAAUCAGCUGGGAAACCAACUACUUAGUGCUCUGCCCCAACUGCGCCAGUUGGAUUUGGCACAGAAUUUACUGGUGACCCUAAGUCCGGGUGAUUUCCACGCUCCGCGAUAUUUGGCGUCCCUGAAUGUGGAGGAAAAUCCUUUCAAUUGCGAUCGAGCCUUGACAAAAGUGACCACUGGAUUACGACAGCGUGGAGUGGCCAUUUUCAUGAGUGACUGUGUGGAGGAGGAGGCUCAGGAUCCAGAGGAGAUAGUGGAAGCAAUUGGUAAUGGAAUCUUUGGAUCCAUAAACGACCCCAUUGAACGAAUGGAGAGCGUGGAACCCAGCACCCAGGGACCCCAAUCAGUACUGUCUGUCUGGCGAGAGUUGGACUCUAGCGAAGAGCAGGGCGGCGAGGACGACCAGAUGUCAUCCCUCAGCGAUGUGUGCGAAGGAAGUCGGGAAAAACUUUGCCUGCGAUACCGCACUUGCUUAGAGCGCAUAAGUCAUGAGCUCCUAGCUGGAGGAAACUCGCAGCUGGACGAUGAAAUCAUACGGACUCACUCCUACGACGAGGAUGACCUCAAGCUGGCCUUUGUCGUGGGCGGAGCCACAGGCGUCUGCAUGGUCAUCUUCAUCAUCACCUUUGCCUUGUGCCUCAAGAGUUGUUGUGAGAUGCGCAAAAAGAAAACCAACCCCGAGGUAGUCGAUAGUGAUUCAGCUCCUUUGGAUCCAUCCCAGGAAAGCCUGCCCACUAUCCACACCUGGGCACCACAGCGUACUCGCAAUCCCAGACGCUCCAAUCCUCAGCGUCCACGCAGCACUACUUCGCGUGCCGUGGUCCGCCAGCCUUACGGACCGCAAGACAAUUUCGUGUCCCGACUUUUUGGUCGUCCGGCCCGCAGUCAGUACUACCGGACCAUCAAUCAGAACACAGCCACCCUCAUCCGUCGCCUUAGUCGCAGUAACCUCUUUACCAGUCGAGAUCGGGAGCCGAGUUCUCCCACCACGCCGCCAACUCCUACAGCCAGAUUUUAUACGGAUGUAGUCGAAAGUGGUGCGGCACGACCGGAAACACCGCCUCCCAACUAUGGUGAUGUGGUGGUCAUCGAGAAUUGUGAUAACAAGUGAAGGAAUUUGAUUCGUUUUAGAUAAUAAAUAUUCUUAGAUAUCACUUUUCUCGUCAUUAACUCAUUUAUUAUAUAAAAUCUUUGUUAAGAUAAUCACAAUAUAUAUUAAUCAAUUAAAAGCCGGGCUAUCCAUUCUAGCCAACUAUAAUCAAUUAUUUUAUGACCGAAAAACUUAAA